AUGGAGAUUUUGUCAAUCUUGUACUCAAGAGAUUUAACACAUGACGAACUCGUCUCUUUCCGGAGAAGAUUCCUCGAGACGUUCACUGAAUUUCAGAAACAAAACUUCCCAAACUCAACGCCGGAACAUUUCCUCCAACUAGAAAACAGACUCAAACAACAACAGCAACAACAAUUGGAAGCCCUUGAAAAAGAACGCCGCGCGCGGUUGGCGAACCAAGAAAAGACUUGCACGGCUUGCGGAAAGAAAACAACGGAGUGGAAGAAAGGUGUCGGGAUGGAGGAGUUUUAUUGCAUACCUUGCAGCCUGAACUAUAUUAAGAAGGAACCACUCUGA
Entamoeba invadens IP1 is the source of this 336-nucleotide messenger RNA. RefSeq lists its product as hypothetical. The transcript has a single exon. Bases 1 to 336 code for a protein of 111 amino acids. The record is from RefSeq and is a predicted model, not a curated record. Lineage: Eukaryota; Evosea; Mastigamoebida; Endamoebidae.